AUGACCACAGGAUCGGAAAGGUCUGCCGCAGUGGAAUUCAGCGACACCAUUGAGGCUAUUGAAGAAUGCUAUCGCUUAGGGUGGAGCGAUGGCUUGCCGGUAGUCCCGCCAACCGAUUAUAAAGUGCGGGAGAUGCUGGAAUACGUGAACAUGACCGGCGAGGAAGAGGUGCUCUCUCUGGAGAUGCGCCGAAGGGUGCUUACGUCGGAAAACGCCGCCGCCAACGCCGUGAUGGCGGGGUGCCUCCCAGAGUAUUUCCCUGUUCUCCUUUCCACCCUGCAGGCCUUGGAAGACGAACGGAACUUCGUCCACAUGGCCUCGGCGUCCACCAGUUCGCCGGCGAUUUUGAUGGUAGUUAACGGCCCGGUGCGCGAGCAGAUAGGGCUCAACUCCAAGGACGGGCUUUUCGGCCCGGGCUUCAGGGCCAACGCCUGCUUGGGGCGUUCCAUAAGGCUCUGCUUUAUGAACGGCUUCGAUGCCAGGCCGGGCAUUCUUGACCGAGGUACACUGGGAAACCCGUGGAAGUACACCUUGUGCAUCGCUGAGAACGAAGAAGACUCGCCGUGGGAACCGUUGCACGUUAGCCGGGGUUUCCAACCCGAGGACAGUUGCGUGACGGUGGCGGUGGCUUACAAUCCCAUCACGGUCAACAACGCCUAUGGGCACACCGGCGAGUCGAUCCUGUCUUCCUUGGUUGACACCCUGAAGUCCGCCUGCCUGGCGUGGCGGUUCCCGGCCCAGUGGGUGAUUGUCAGCGAGGCCGGGAAACAGCCAUAA
Geodia barretti is the source of this 777-nucleotide messenger RNA. The record is from the annotation of a GenBank genome assembly. NCBI's taxonomy places the organism in Eukaryota, Metazoa, Porifera, Demospongiae, Tetractinellida, Geodiidae.